AUCACGCAUUUUACGCAUCUCUAGGAACAACUCUCUGAUAUCGGCAAGUCGGACAAUUUGCGAUAAUUUUAUAUUAUUCUCUUCAUGUAAUCCAAUUCUGAGCAAGACUAAUUUAACGAGGCCAGUGCCACAUAAAAAAGGAACUUGUUUAACAACAGUUAAAUGCUCAAAGUCAAUAAAGGGCAGAGAAAUAUCACAGACAUAGGAUUAGGCCAGGUCACAAUAUGGAUUGCAAUUUGGGCAGCGAAAUUGGACAGAAGAUGCGCAGUGCCGUUAAGGCCAAGCUCCUGGAGCUAGGAACUGGAGGUUCGGCUGGCUUUAUAGACGAUGAAUUGCCCGAUUAUGUGAUGGUAAUGGUAGCCAAUAAGCGAACAAAACAGCAAAUGAAUGCCGAACUAAAUCUAUUUUUGGGAGAUCAGACCGAUUUGUUUGUCACUUGGUUGCAUGAAGUAUUGCAGAAACUGCAGGAAGUCACCCUGCCCGUUGCAAGUGCCAGCAAUAAAAAAUCACGUAAAUCCCGGCUUUCCGAAACAUCAGCUAGUAAAGUUGCCGUUGUCAAAGAAAAGGAAAAAGACAAAAAAUUUUCAAAAAAGGACAGAAGGCCAUCGCAUCGCAAAUCUAUUGGAGAUGAGCAGCAUGAUGGUGGAACUGGUGGAAGUAGUGAGGCCAUGGCUACCGUCAUUAGUGGUGGUGGCUCCAUAACCGAUGUCUUCGCUGAGGAACUACUGGAGAAGGCCAAAAAGUCAUUGGAUGCCGAUCAUACAGCUAAAGAUGAAAUUAUACUAAACAAAAAGAAGAAUAACAAACGUAAGUCAGGAGAAGGACAAGACUUUGAUAUACCAACUAUAUCGGAAAUUAGUUCCACGACAAGCGCUCCAACCACGACAGCAGGCAAUCGUGAGAAGGAUUUAGCUGAAUUGGCAGCCAUACAAAAGAAAAUUGAGGCGGCCAAAAAACAUUUGCGUAAAAUUGGAGAAAUCGAUGUAUACUCAGACGACGAUGAAGAGGCUGAGGAAGCGGAGGAAGAAGAAAUGGAAGAUGAACAGCCACAUGAGAAGGAGGAAGAGGGGCCGAAGCUAAAGACCAUAGAAUCAGAAUCUGGUGUGCAUGAUGACGAUCUUUUAAAUCUAAAUGCUCACGAAGAAUCAUCGUUAGAGUCAAGUCUUAAAGAGGCCUCAAUACAGCGCAAAGCCAAAUCGCCCAUUGUCUUCAAUCGACGUGAGAAAUCUCCCCGAGAAGCUACGCCACCAGGCAAAGAUGAACGUCAAGAACAGCGUCGUUCUGUCCAUGAACGUUUAGGCUCGAAAGCGAAAGCAGAGAUGUCAUCAUCAUCCGUUCCGGACCGAGAGCGCUCUCAAAGAACGCAAAAGGAGCUGUAUGUGCCAGCACAUAGACGACGCAGCGAACCAGAGACACGUAGUCAACGAGAACGCUCGCGGUCUCGGUCCCAUGAUCGUAGGCCAAGUCGCAACGAUAAUACACGAGAAUCGAACCGCAAUUCAGCACGUCAGCGGCGAUCUAGUCCCAGUCCAGAGAUCCCUCAAGCCAAACAACGUAUUGGCUCACGUGUUAUCGUAGCCGUACACAAAUCUCCGGAGCCCUCGGAUGAUGAGGAUUUAUUAGAGAAGCCAGUUAAUUCAGUAAUCAAGAUAAAACCACGUCCCCAUGUCUCGCCCAGGAGGCAGGCGAGUAAGAAUCUCUUGCUGCGAGCUGUUGCCGAAGCACAGAGAUCCACGAUACUAGCAAAAUCAAUUACUACCUCGUCUGCUGGAUCGAAAUUAUCCGCCCCCAGGCAUAAAGAUGCAGAUGAUUUGGAGAUGAUUAGUUCCACAUUGGGCAAGCGUAAGCUGAUAGAAAAAUCAAUAGAAUCUAGAGAUAAAAUACGGGGAUCAAAGCGAAGUAUUGCUCCGGCAAAUAAUGAGCUUUUUAGACGAAGCACGCGAGAUUUGGUGGUCAAUGUUAUUGGAAAACGGAAAAAAAGAUCAGAGGUUGAACAGCAGCAAGAGCCAAAUGAAGAAGAGGAGGACGACGAGGAGCAUAAAGUGAUUGAGGAAUAUGUGCCAAUCGAGUCCAAUGAAAAACUAAAUUUUGAGGCCUACGUGCCGGAACAGAUUGAUAUGCACAUCAGUUCACAUAGUGCAGCGAAAACCCAGUUUGUGGUCACACUGAAUGGAGAGCAUUCGUAUCGCAACAAAGGCACAAAAGCCUCUUCGCCUCAAGUGCCACAAAUGGCAUCAUGUAUGGAGCCGACAGUGUCUUCAUCGUCUUCCAGGAGGCUAAAAUCUGGGCGAGGUCGCAGUUCCUCGCCAUCACCAACAUCCAGUAAUACACCGCCACCUUCAUCCCAUAUGGGCUCCCGCAGUUUGAAUCGCAGUGAAGUAAUUAGACAGUCACAGGAGAUCAAGAAGAUUAUUAUCAAAAAUAAUGUUGAUACAGAUGAGGAUGAUGAACUGCAUCAUCGGUCACCAAAGAAAAAUGGUCACAAAGACAUUAACAAAUCAACAAAAUCUCACACAGAGGAACGUUCCACCACGCCUCCACUGCCAGUCAGAUCGAAAACUUCUCGACCAGAAAAACGUGCUACUAACAGUGGCAACAAAGAUCAAAAGCCCAGCCAAAGCUCAGGUUCUGAGCCUGGGUCUGGUUCAGUGGAAACCACUGGGCACUUAGUGAAUAGCCACAAUGAGGUAACACCAAGCCAAGUUAAGGCCAAGCAUACACCCAUACGUUUUACCCUAAAGCCCGAUGGCGAACCAGACCAUAAAAAGAGACGCUCUCGAAGCGUGGAACAAGAAGUGGCCAUCGAGAGACGCAAGAUACCCAUACGCCAUGCUGAGGAUAGAAAAUAUGACAAUCUGCCAACACUGAGCGCUGUCAGCGUGGAUUCGGCCGUGUUGAAGGUGUCGUCAAAGCAGCAACAACAAUUGCCAGCAAAGGAACGCUGUAAAUAUCAUCCAAAUUGCACAAAACAAUUCUGUGAAUAUUAUCAUCCAACGGCGCCAUGCAAAACAUUUCCCAAUUGCAAGUUUGCCGAUAAAUGCAUGUAUUCGCAUCCAAAGUGCAAAUAUGAUAUGUCGUGCAUGAGCAUCGAUUGCAAUUUCGCGCACAGCGGUGUUAGAGAUCUCAGUCAUGGCCAUCAACUAAUGGCCCCGCCAUUAUCUUCUCAUGUCAUACCCGUGCAAAACUACAAAUCAAUAUCGGCUCCAGUGACAACAACGACAGCAACAACCAUGUGUAAAUUUUAUCCAAAUUGCACCAAAGUCGGUUGCACGUUCCAUCAUCCCAAGCUGUGUCGCUUUGGCAAGAAUUGUGUUAAUAAAUUGGAGUGCGUAUUUUAUCAUCCCGAGAUGCAAAGCAAAUUUAAAUGGGUUGCCUCCAUGGGCUGAACGUGGAUGGAUAAGAAGGACAACUCACACAGACAGAGAAGCAGACUCGCAUGUUUUAACAAUAAUCUAGCAAAUGUCAUAUUAUAUUAUAUAAUUACUCUCUCUUUCUCUCACUUCUCCCUGUAACUCACAACAACUAUCCACAGCAUUAUCUAUUAUGGCAAGUCGGUCAUCUGAAUCAUGCAAAACUCAUGUCAUGUCUAUACCCUAGACCAACUGUAUCUAAAAAAAGGGACGUAUCAUUGGGAAAUAUAUUCUUAAUCUGUAUCUCCCAGUCCGAUUUACUGAUUUACUAUCUUAACAAAGUUUAUAUAACAAUUUCUAAUUUAUUGAAGCAAUAAUUAAAUUUUGUCUCUACUUAGGGUUUCAUUUAACAGUUCCCUAAGAUCGGAUCGAAGAAAUUGUAUAUAUAUAUAUAUAAAUAUAUAUAUAUAUAUAUAUAUUUGUGAAAGCAGUGGCCGAAUAAGGUCAGUACCCUUAUUGGCUUAGGGUAUUUUUGAUGUCGGCGAGCCGACUGAACAUUUAGAAUUUCAAUUAUUUCUCUCUUCAGUGGCUUUACGUUUACGUAAUUGACAAAAGAAAAAAAAUAUUUAAAACCAAAAUUGCUUUUACUAAUUAAUUAUAAUUUUGUAUUAGACAUUAGCAUCAGAUUUCUUGAAUGGUUACAAUAAAUUGUUGUUCAAUUGGAGAAUAAAACAAAAACCUCAAGAAUAAAAUGGAAAAAAAAGUCUGCAAAUAAAAAUUAUAAAUAUAUUUGCUCGAUAUUUAGUCGAUAUUUAAUUUUUUUAUUUUAUUGUAUGUAGAUUAGAGUUAUAGAAUAAAUUAUGGUUCAAAUUA
Drosophila willistoni is the source of this 4223-nucleotide messenger RNA. RefSeq names its product zinc finger CCCH domain-containing protein 14 (gene Nab2). Gene Ontology annotation, cellular component: cytoplasm; nucleus. The transcript is spliced from 5 exons. Bases 225 to 3386 code for a protein of 1053 amino acids. Gene Ontology annotation, biological process: regulation of mRNA stability. NCBI's taxonomy places the organism in Eukaryota, Metazoa, Arthropoda, Insecta, Diptera, Drosophilidae. The record is from RefSeq and is a predicted model, not a curated record. Gene Ontology annotation, molecular function: metal ion binding; poly(A) binding.